GAGCUACCCUAUUGUGUACCACCUCCACCCCAUCACAACUUGGCGUUUGAAAGACUCCCGAGUCCCGUCAGUCUAUAGUUUGAAUAUGAACAGAUCAGGUAUGGCUUUGUGAUUAAGAGCACUCCGUCAAGCGAUCAGUCGCCCCGCUCCAACACGUCGCCUGUUGCUUGUACCGACUGUAACAGUACAACAUCGCAAACAGUCCGUGCUGUCAUCUACACCAUAAUGGCCAACGUUCGCUGGGAAUACGUCUGUAUCUAUGCAUUGAUUUGUCUUUUCCAGAGUGUUAAAGGGGAAUAUGCCUACGUCACAUUUGACCCCUCACUUGAAGGUCUAGAUCAAUGCAUACUGCCAUCGAACGUUAAGUUGACGUUGGAGGUUGGCGGUGAAACGUUGACCUUGAACCUGCGCAGAAAUGACCACGUGCAUCCCGGUGUUCCCUCCUACGUCAUUGAGAUGACGGCUGACGGUCGGACAGGCUUCAGGCGCGAGGAGCAAGAUGACCCCAAGUUACGAGCGGCCUACCAAGACUUGGCCCACGAGGCAGCUGUCUUCAUCACGUGUGCUGUGUCACCAUCUGGAGCUGAAUAUGAGAUGGAGGGUAGUCUGUUUGUUGGGAGCGUCAAGUACCGCGUCCUUCCCUCCCAGUCCACAGUCCCCCUCUACCGCCGCCUGUUUCACUCAGGAGCAGAGAAGCUGUACCACGUGAUCAGAGCCAAAGAGGACCUCCCCUUUGAUGCUGAGAUUACAGUGGAGAAGUAUGAAGAAAUAAUCAGCAGAAGUCUGGACGAGAUCCGCUUACCUCCCGCACGUGCCGCACGUGAAAAACGUGAAGUUGUUGACGCAGAACAGACCAUCAAUAUCGACGUCAUAGCUCUGUUGGAUUACUCGCUCCUCAAAGUAUGGACGGCCAGGGCAGGGGGCGACGCUGCACGAGGAAAAACAGAAAUGAAGAAAUACUUUGCUCAUGUCAUGAACUCUGUCAGCCUUCGCUUUAAGAGCAUCGGAGAAUUGAACACCGGCAACACCAGCCAUCUGUUCAACAUCCGUCUGGUGGGCUUCUUCAUCGCAACGAAUGAGACCGACUCACCUUGGUCUGAGAAGAUCAGGGGUCACAUCACGACCAACAACACCUGGCAGCUGAACGCCACUGUGGUCCUAGAGGCCCUGAAGACAUGGUCCGCCUCAACCCCUGACGUCCCUGCCCACGACCACAUCAUGAUGUUCACAAGCUAUGACUUGGUGACGGACGACAACGGUUUCCGCUUCAACUAUACAACAGGCUUCGCCUAUGUCGCCACCACGUGUGCCACCGAUGGCUCGAGCGUGUCUGUCGUGGAGGACCAAGGAGGAUAUCAGAGUGUCGGCACCGCCGCUCAUGAACUGGGCCACAGCCUUGGCGCACGUCACGACGGGUCGAACAAUACUUGUAGCUCUGCAGACCGGUACGUGAUGGCACCAACAUCCCACGACGAGUCGCCAUCCAACAAGUACAACCCCUGGUAUUUCUCCGCUUGCUCGGUGCAGUAUUUCGUGGACUACAUCAACACAGCGACCACAGCUGACCCGAACAAAACGGCAUGUUUCACGGAGACGCUCCCAGGGGUCGACAUUCCCAAUAUCACUGGUGAAAUGCCUGGUCAGCUUCUCCCGCCAGAUGCCCAGUGCCAGCAGCAAUUCGGCAACACCUCCUACCUGUGUAGAGGAGUGGAUUUCGACGUCACCAAUAUCAUCUGUCGCGCUAUGUUCUGCUACAUGCCUUCUACAGUCAAAUGUCAGAUGCUGACGGCAGCCAUGGGGACGACAUGUGGGAACAAGAAGUGGUGCAUCAACGGGGAAUGUAUAACAAGUGAUAGUGCCCCUGCGGUAGACGAUGCCUGUCCUCAUGGAGACCAACCUUAUGUCCGUACGGAGGGCGGAAAUGUACGCUGUCCAGUGGCCACACAGUCCGGCCUGUGCUACAGCGCGGAGUGGAAUAGCACGUGUUGUGGUUCCUGCAAGACCUUUUGUCAAGGGGAGGCAGGGUGCGAGUGUGGGGACCGAGUGAAUGGCUGUAAUCGGGAAUCCUGUGGUGCUUAUGAUGAAACUACUCGCCAAUCGUGUUGCAAGACGUGUGCCGGUUAUACCACAUCAACUACUUCCACCACCACAACCACCACGACUUCCCCAACAACGACUGUGUCCAGUACGAGUACUGUCACGUAUCCCACCACGUGCACUGAUGUGUCGAGCUUUGGGGGUCGCUCAUGCGCUGAGCACGUGCAGGACGUGGGUCGACAGUCCUGUUAUGAUGUCCACGUCAACCGGUCCUGCUGCAAGAGCUGUGAAAACAAAAAAAUGUCCCAAUCUGCUGGUUGUGAAUGGGGGGACUACUACCCAAAUUCAUGCACCAUAUUAAAGUCUCUCCCGAAUGGGGCCAUCUGUCCCAGCAACUCUUCAUUGAAUAUCCUUUGUUGCAAUUCUUGCCUGCAACUUCAGAAGGCGGUGGACAUCGCUGUGAUCCAGACUACACCAGUAUUUAGCGGUUCUAUACCACCAUCACCCGCGUCCUGGCUGUUCGCUGUCUGUUGUAUCUGUAGCAUACUCAAACUGAUUAGUAUUUCCUAAAAGCAACCCUUAACCUUAGUAAUCAUGGACAGUUGCAACUCAAGGUCGCUAUUUCGAUUGACACUCUAGCGGACAGCGUUGGCACAUUUGAACAAUAGAUUUUCAUUUCUUGGAUGCAAGGAUACGCUAGUCGGGAGUUCGAAUCCCAGAUUUCCAAAUUGUUUUCUUUGCUCUCUAGAGUGCCAUACUCGUGUUGUUGGUUUAACCAAAUUAAUGUGAUAAAACUCAUUCCAUGAUAA
This is a messenger RNA of Haliotis rufescens (red abalone), 2846 nucleotides long. Its product is annotated as A disintegrin and metalloproteinase with thrombospondin motifs 12-like. Bases 226 to 2607 code for a protein of 793 amino acids. Gene Ontology annotation, biological process: proteolysis. NCBI's taxonomy places the organism in Eukaryota, Metazoa, Mollusca, Gastropoda, Lepetellida, Haliotidae. Gene Ontology annotation, molecular function: metalloendopeptidase activity. The transcript is spliced from 17 exons. The record is from RefSeq and is a predicted model, not a curated record.